This is a messenger RNA of Dentiscutata erythropus, 1220 nucleotides long. The record is from the annotation of a GenBank genome assembly. NCBI's taxonomy places the organism in Eukaryota, Fungi, Glomeromycota, Glomeromycetes, Diversisporales, Gigasporaceae.
CAACUGCCCAAAAAACCCGAAAGCCCAAAACUAAUAGUUUUACCUCUAUUUUGGAUCAAAUCCUGAAAAAAUAUAACUUAUCUACUGAAUCUGAUCUAUUUCAAUUAUGUGCCCAUGCUAAUGAGCUUGGUGAUAUGCUUCCAGAUUGGAAGGCUUGUAAAGAUAUGAAAGAGGCACUCUGUCGGCGCCUAUUCAAAGGAAAUCAAAUAGAAGCUCUUGUACCAGACAAAAGGGGGAAAAAGCUUACUAUCAAGGAAAGAGCUCGAUAUUGUGCAAAAACUGGAGAUGUGUGGGAUAUUUACUUACAUGUUUUAGACUUAGCUGAGACAAAAAAUCAUACUGAUAAGGAGAUUGUGGCGGCUAGUUCUCGUGUUUCGCAAUUUCGUAGAGAGUUAGCAGAAGCUGGAGUUGAUUCCGAGCGAAUUGAUACAUAUGCUAAAUUGCCAGAAGUUACUCGAGCUUCUAACAAAAUUCAAAAGAGGCAACUCAAACAGCGAUUACCCAAUCCACCUAAAACUUCCAAACACUUUUCCUUAGAGGAAGGACUUAGAAGAAUUCAAAAUAUCAAUACUACUAAAAUUCCUACUAUGCAAGAUCUUGCAGAUGUAAUUAUGAUGUUGAGCAUGAGACCUGCCGAAAUUGCUACUCUUCAUAUUAUCCAUUAUGAACCUGAUGAAUCGAAUCCUUCUAAAUGGUUCAAGCCUGGUUAUUCUUGGUAUUGUACCGGGUAUAUUAAAAAUAAAGGAGAAGCAAAAAAUAAUCCCGAACCUCGGCAAUUUCUAUCCAUGGAAAAGAAUCCAGAACGUGCAAAAGAAUUGCUUACCUGGAUCCAAGAUGCAAUAGCAACUGGAAAGUUACGCAAUCCUGUCUAUAGUAUUAAUGGAAAACGCAGUACAGGAGUAUUUAGUAAAUUUUUAAAACCAUAUGAUAUUACAGCCAAAAGAUUAAGAAAAAUCAGAGGUAAACAUGCUUCUAGAGUUCAUGGUGGUCAAAAUCCAACUUCGCAACAUCUUGAAUUCCUCAGCAGAAUUGCAAUGAGACAUAAGAUAGACCGUUUUGAUUCUGGAAAGUAUUAUGCUGAGGGUGAUACUUCUGAUUCUGACCUUGACUCAGAUCCAGAGCCUGAACCAGAAACUCGAGCUCCCACACCCAAGUCAACUAGUGAGAACACUUCCAUAACUGAAAUCGAGGAUAUCUAUGACUUAUAUGGGAGUAUCUAG